GCAGCUACAACUACAAGCACUGAUGGAAACCUUGAGCUCAACGGAACCUCAUUACAUCAGAUGUGUGAAGCCCAACAAUGCCCUUAAACCUUCAAUAUUUGAGAAUUCAAAUGUCAUUCAACAGCUUCGCUGCGGUGGUGUACUUGAGGCAAUUAGGAUCAGCUGUGCUGGAUAUCCAACUAGAAAGACAUUUUAUGAAUUCCUGCAUCGUUUUAGUGUUCUUUACCCUGAAGUUUUAGACGGGAACUCUGACGACAAAGUUGCUUGCCAGAAAAUUCUUGAUAAACUGGGUCUAAAAGGUUAUCAGAUAGGGAAAAGCAAGGUGUUCCUCAGAGCGGGGCAAAUGGCAGAACUGGAUGCAAGAAGAGCUGAAGUUCUUGGAAGA
Molecule: messenger RNA, 385 nt
Organism: Phalaenopsis equestris
Lineage: Eukaryota; Viridiplantae; Streptophyta; Magnoliopsida; Asparagales; Orchidaceae
Product: myosin-17-like
Exons: 4
Biological process (GO): vesicle transport along actin filament; actin filament organization
Cellular component (GO): myosin complex; actin cytoskeleton; vesicle
Molecular function (GO): ATP binding; actin filament binding; microfilament motor activity
Source: RefSeq, a predicted model, not a curated record